Messenger RNA from Vicia villosa (hairy vetch), 1090 nucleotides. RefSeq names its product stem-specific protein TSJT1-like. Lineage: Eukaryota; Viridiplantae; Streptophyta; Magnoliopsida; Fabales; Fabaceae. The coding region runs from base 167 to 916 and encodes 249 amino acids. The transcript has 4 exons. The record is from RefSeq and is a predicted model, not a curated record.
CAUCAUCAUUAUUAUAUUUUUGACACAAUAAUUCUUAUUACUGUAGUAGCAGUUUCAACCUCCAAUUACUUUUUUUUACCGUUUGAAAUAAAACACUACAAAAACCAAAACCUCUCUUCUCUUCUGUAAGAAUCCAUUUUUGAUUCAGAAAAAAAGAAAACUAAAAAUGUUAGCGGUUUUUGACAAAUCUGUGGCCAAGAGUCCCGAGGGUUUACAGAGUCCUGAAUCAAACUCAGUUUCAUCACUCAAAGAUGGUUUUUUGAGUCAACAUUUCGCAUCUCUUCACCCUUCUUCUGUUAACCUUAACCUUGCUUCCGCUUUCUUAGCCUAUUCUCUUCACAAAAACAACCCAUUACUCCCAAGGCUGUUUGCAGUUGUGGAUGACAUCUUCUGCUUGUUUCAAGGUCACAUCGAUAAUGUUGCGAAUCUUAAACAACAAUAUGGAUUGAACAAAUCAGCAAAUGAGGUGACCAUUGUCAUAGAGGCUUAUAGGACCUUAAGGGAUCGCGGUCCCUAUCCCGCUGAUCAAGUUGUCAGAGAUUUCCAAGGCAAAUUUGCGUUCAUCCUGUUUGACAGCAGUUCGCAAACUGUGUUUGUUGCUUCUGAUGCUGAUGGGAGUGUUCCUUUCUUCUGGGGAAUUGAUGCUGAUGAAAAUCUAGUUCUUUCAGAUGAAAUCGAGAUUGUUCGCAAGAGCUGUGGCAAAUCUUAUGCUCCGUUCCCUAAAGGAUGCUUCUUUACGACAUCGGGAGGAUUGAGGAGUUUCGAGCAUCCACUUAACGAGUUGAAGCCGAUACCAAGGAUUGAUAGUUCUGGUCAGGUGUGUGGUUCAACAUUCAAGGUGGAUGCAGAUUCUAAGAAAGAAGCAACUGGCAUGCCAAGAGUUGGAAGUGCUGCUAACUGGUCAUCUAAUUACUGAUUGUAACUCUAGUUUGUUUGAACUAUUUAAGCAUCAUCUGUUACCUUUUAUUCUCUGGUGAGGCUUGCAAUGAUCAGUAGAUCCUUUCUUUGCACAGAUGAUGUAAUAAUGAUAUCGAGUUUCGGAUUAGUUUUUCAUGGAAUGUUGACUAUUUGAUGUUUUUAUUUGAUCUCA